This is a messenger RNA of Didymodactylos carnosus, 408 nucleotides long. NCBI's taxonomy places the organism in Eukaryota, Metazoa, Rotifera, Eurotatoria, Philodinida, Philodinidae. The record is from the annotation of a GenBank genome assembly.
AUGGAACCUUUUGAUUACAUUUACUCUCAGAGUCAAAGACGAGUGCCCUGCGACUUCAUCUUCGCACUGGGUCUCAAGUCUCUUAAUCGUACCGUCAAUAAUGAAUAUAAACGUCGCAAAUUUCCCCCUUUUGAAAUUCCAAAAUUGAAUUAUGACACAGUCUUCGUUUAUCGUGAAACACCUAUCAGACGUCUCGAUGAAUUAAUCAAACUCGUUCUCUCUACAACCGUCUACUCCGUGGAUACCGAAUCUGAAAUGGAUUUCAAACAAAAGACAUCACAUCCUGCACUUAUUCAAAUUGAAACGGUCUCUGCUGAACAUAAAUCAACCACUAUUCUAAUUGAAGUAGCAUACUUACCACCACCACGUUCACCGCUCUUUCAAGCGGCUGUGCUCUUUGAUAUUUAA